Molecule: messenger RNA, 840 nt
Organism: Linum tenue
Lineage: Eukaryota; Viridiplantae; Streptophyta; Magnoliopsida; Malpighiales; Linaceae
Source: the annotation of a GenBank genome assembly
GUGGAAGAGUACGGUUGCUUCGAGGCGUCGUUCGACAGGGUUUCUGAGGACGUUCGCAGGGCGGUUUUCGGGUCGCUGGAAGAGCUUUUCGAGCUGCCUUUGGAGACGAAGCUGCGGAAUGCUUAUUCGAACAAACCGAGCCGAGGUUAUGUGGGACAACACCCUCUGAUUCCGGUGUAUGAAAGCUUGGGCAUAGAUGAUGCUCAUGUUCCUGAAAGUGUGGAAUCCUUCACCAACACUCUGUGGCCUCAAGGAAACUCAAGUUUCAGCAAAACGAUGCAGUCUUACUUCGAGCAGCUUUCAGAAUUGGACAAAAUCGUGAGGAAAAUGAUCGUCGAAAGCUUUGAUCUGGAGAAAUAUAUGGACGAACACAUCAGCUCCACAAACUACCUUCUGCGGUUCAUGAAAUACGAUAGCCCUAACACCCCUGAUGCCAAACUUGGGCUUAGUCCGCACACAGACAAUAAUACGGUGACCAUAUUGCAUCAGAAUCAAGUUGAGGGACUGGAAGUGCAAACCAAAGAUGGCAGGUGGAUCAACAUCCAGCCUUCUCCAACCUCUUUCAUCGUUAUCAUUGGAGAAGCUCUUAGAGCUUGGUUGAAUGGUCGACUUUAUUCACCGCGUCAUCGGGUUAUGAUGUAUGGAAAUGAAACGAGAUAUUCAUUGGGUUUAUUCUCAACCCCAAAAUCUGGCUACGUGAUACAGACCCCAAAAGAAAUGGUUGACGAGAAACAUCCAUUGUUGUUUAAGCCCUACGACCACGAAGAAUUUAUGUCCUUCUAUUACACUGAAGCUGGCCAAAGAGCACCCUCUGCUUUGCAAGCAUAUUGUGGAAUCUAA